AUGACAUCCGAGUCCGAAUCCGACGACAACUCAGACCCGCCCGUACGCCAAAUCUUCGUUAAGGGCGAUGCAGGGGUCUUCUCCUUCGACGGCUACCACCUCGAGUUCCAAGAUCAUCGCUACGCUAGGAAUGUUGCGCAAUAUAUUCCCCUUCUCGAACCUCUGCCAUCCAGUACAGGCACCACUGCGGCACGUCAACCGAGACACGACGAUAGUAAGCCUCACGGAUGGUGGCAGAGCCAAUGCGUGUUUCGCGGCCUGAGUUCCGAUGGGACGACGAUCGAGGAAUUGCAGGAUGUCUUGAGGGGCCGCGAGGACGAUCCCAUCGCAGACGAUAUAUUGGAUCUGCAGGAACGGGCGAGGAGGAAGUUCAAGGCUAUGAAUAAGGAGGCUAGAGAAAUCAAUUGGCUGCAUCAUAUGUCGGACGAGGAGAAGGCAAUGAAAGACCCCAGAAGAUAUUUGAAGGAGACAUUUCCGGCUGGGUCGAAGAGCAAGGAGACUGUGCUCUUGACCACGCACUUCGUCAUAAACAUCCAGGAUACUGCGAGGGAACUGGGACUGCGAUGCGAAUACACUCACGCACCUACAGACGGCGACGCCGUCCUUCAGAUGGCCAAGUACUGGGUUGUGGUCGGGCAGGACAGGUCCAUCGUAACAGAGAAAGUGCGGAUGAUUGAACGGGAGACACAACGACUGAAGCGUGAAAAAGAAGAAGGUCAACAGGAGCUGCGGCGGAAGAAUAAAGUUAUCAAGACCACACAGACACGGACGGGGAACGAAGAGGCCAUAGCGAGGAGCAAGGACUGGGAUGUGGCUGGGCUCUGGAGCAUCAGCUGUCCCCACAUCGAGCAAGCCUGGGACGUGGGAAGUCUUACCAUGAGCCUGUACCUGGAGACAACAGAGAAGGGACCGCAGAUGUUUGCAUAUUUCGACUUUGGCGUUCUGACGGGAGUUCUUCGCUUCGAGAAGCAGAAGGGUGAUACGAAGACGUCAUCAUCACCACGGCCCGCUGUGUACAGUAAUGUUGUUGAUGAUGACGAGCACAAGAGCGGGGAAGACAACGAGAGGGAUGAAGAGCCGGAGUAUGCUGAGGAACAUCUCGAUGAUGAUGAUGAUGAUGAGAACAGUGACAAGUCGAGCGACACAUACGAUGAGAAGGAAGACGACGAUGAUGAAGACGAUGAAGACAGGCGGAGCCCAACCCCUGAAGCAUUCUACUUCGAUACCAUCACGCAACCCUCAGCAAAACACCCAACGUGGAACUUUCGUUUCCGAGGAGAAGAAACAGGCCAAGGAGAAAUCGAAAUCGGGUCCGACUCCGAACUGUACAGCAUUACGUUCUGCAGUCCGAGAGGUCAGACGUUGAAAGGAGUAAUUGGAAGUAGUUCCUUUGGAGAGUGUACAUUCACAGGCGUAAGGGUAGGUGGUGAUGGGAACGAGCCUCUGGAUAUCCGUGAGGAGUGGGCGAGUAGAAAUGCUUCGGCGUAUGAUGAUGCUAGGAUUGGGAGAUGGCAUUGA
This is a messenger RNA of Cadophora gregata, 1518 nucleotides long. RefSeq lists its product as uncharacterized. The coding region runs from base 1 to 1518 and encodes 505 amino acids. The record is from RefSeq and is a predicted model, not a curated record. The transcript has a single exon. Lineage: Eukaryota; Fungi; Ascomycota; Leotiomycetes; Helotiales; Ploettnerulaceae.